UGUGGUACAUCUCCACUCGUGACCGCUUUAUGACGUAUUGUCCAAACAGGAAGUGCAAACAGAGCAUUUUCUCACAUGAGGGCACGAGACGGGAGCUGUUAUUAUCAACAGGCGACAGUGCUGACAGACGAGUGCUGUUGUUGCGGGGGGGAUCUGAGCCGCCGCGAUGGCAGCAGGUAGGCUGAGCUUCAGGAACAUCACCGCCCUGGCUCCCAUGGUCCGGGUGGGGACUCUCCCCAUGAGGCUGCUGGCUCUGGACUACGGAGCCGAUGUGGUUUACUGCGAGGAGCUGAUUGACAUGAAGAUGGCCCAGUGUCAGAGGGUGGUGAACGAGGUGCUGCAGACGGUGGAUUUUGUCGCUCCAGAUGAUCGAGUGAUGUUCAGGACCUGUGACAGGGAGAAGGACCGAGUCGUCUUCCAGAUGGGGACUGCCGACCCAGACAGAGCGCUGACCGUGGCUCGACUUGUGGAGAAGGAUGUGGCUGCCAUCGAUGUGAACAUGGGCUGUCCAAAGGAAUACUCCACUAAGGGCGGCAUGGGAGCUGCUCUGCUGUCCAAUCCUGACAAGAUUGAAGCAAUCCUCAGGAAGCUUGUCGCAGGGGUCUCCGUACCAGUGACAUGUAAAAUCCGAAUCCUGCCUUCGCUGGAGGAAACGGUCGGUCUGGUCCAGAGGAUCGAGAAGACUGGCGUUGCUGCUGUUGCUGUCCAUGGCAGGUUUAAGGAGGAGCGUCCCAGGCAUCCAGUUCACUGUGACUACAUUCAGGCUGUGGCUCAGGCUGUUUCCAUCCCUGUCAUUGCCAACGGAGGUUCUCUGGAUCUGGUGAAGACCCAUGCCAACAUCGAGGAGUUCAGGAAGGUGACGGGGGCCUCUUCAGUCAUGUUGGGCCGCGCCGCCAUGUGGAACAUGUCAGUGUUCAGCAGCCAGGGCCCAGAUCCUGUGGAGAAGGUUAUGGAUGAAUACCUCAAAUAUGCGAUCCGCUACGACAACCAUGCCUUCAACACCAAGUACUGUUUGUGUCAGAUGCUGAGAGACAAGGUGGAGUCUCCUCUGGGGAAGCAGGUGCAGGCGGCCCAGACCAAUGCUGAGAUCAGUGUGGCCUUUGGGCUGCAGGAGUUUUACCUACAGAUGCAGGAAGAGCUGCAGGCCAGGAGGGACUCCCUGCAGAGCGACAGCCAGCCCGACCGCCCCAUUAUAGACGGAGACGUCACUACCAUGGCCGUCAAGUUUGAGCGGAGAAAGUAUCCACCUCAGAUCACUCCGAAGAUGUUCCUGCUUGAGUGGAGCCGCAAGGAGAAACUGGAGCAGCCGCUGUAUGAGACGGUGCAGCGCUCUCAGGAUCGAGCAUUUCAGUCGACUGUGACUGUAGCAGGAAGGAAAUAUAGAUCCUCACUGUGGGAGAAGUCGAAGAAGUUUGCCGAACAAGCAGCAGCCAUCGUCUGCCUGCGAGUUCUGGGAAUACCGGAGGGCCAUAUUGGCGAGAAAGACUCCAGCCUGGUCUGCAAGAGGAAGAGGGAGGGGAAGAUGAACGGCAGCGCAGAAGAAGAGCAGAGGAAGAAACGACACUUAGCUGAUACCCAACAGGAAACAGAAACCACAAAGACUAUGGCCAGCGGGGACCAUAACAAACCAGAACUACUGUAGAGUUUCUGAAAGAAAUCGGAAACCUUGUGCGGUUUCAACAGAAGGAUAAGUGACUUCUGGUGGGAACUGGAACAACAAAUCUGGCUGAAGUUUUUGUCCUGUGCUGUUGAAGAAAACACCAAUUUGCGAUUAUUUACUCUUAAGCACAAAGAGCAGCCGCUUGAUUCUUUUCAUCACUUCAGCUAAAACUGUUUAGUUUGAGCUGGGACCUGCCCAGUGGAAAUACAGUUUUCCACUUGAUCUCCUGGGAGAGAGUCUUUAUUGUUCGCCUCUGCCAAUUCCCCCUGAACGUAAAGGUGUUUUUAUUUUCGUGAAAUCUGUGUUUUUAACCUGAGGAGGUUGUGAUGUAGAUGUGUGACCAGUAAGCGGCAGCACUGGAACUUCUUGCCAAGGUUAGGUCAUCAUAAAUAUGUCUGAAGUUAAACUUCGGUGCCUUAAACUCAACAUUUCAUCUUUUCACCUCUGUUGAAGAAGACUGAUGUUGGAGCAAUGAGUUUACCUGUAUUUGUCUCAAGUUGAUUUAUGAUACCAUAUUUUUGUAUUUUGGCUUCAUUCACAUCAGGUUGUUAUUUGUAAAAGAUCUGAGGUGAGAAAUCUUCCAAACCCUGCAGACACCACUGGUUUCAUUUCUGAGUAUUUUUAUAUUUUCCAUAGAUGUGAUGAAAAGACUAUACCUGAGUGAAGUUGUGAGCAUAGCUGCAGCUGAUUGGUCAGCAGAGACGAACUGUUGCAUACAAGUGACGUGUUCCUGUGGUACGAGCACACGUCCGGUGUGUAGAUAGAGACCAAAGAUAAAACAACAAUUUGUCCUUUAAUCUAAAUGCAGCUGCUGGUCUUAAGUCCAGAACUGAACCUGAGACACUGAUGUCAUGACCGGCAGCCCAAUGCUGCCUUCGUGUGUGCUGGGACAUAGGGGGGGAGUCACAAAGUUUGGUGCACAUAGAGGAACCAAUAAAGCUGUACUGCAGUAUUGUGUGAUACCAUAUGGCAACGUCUCAGAAGGAUCGAAUAUAAAUUGAUGAAAAACAAAAGCAGCAGCUGUGUGUUCACUGAUUCACAGUUACAAAGAUGCCUGAAGAUAAAACCUGGUCCUGGUGCAGAUGGGAAAUUGUUUUGGGGAGAGCAGGGAGUAAAGAUGGAUUAAAAGCUUCAGAUCAGUGUGUUUCGACCUCUCUAGCUCUUCACCAGGGCGGAAA
This is a messenger RNA of Monopterus albus (swamp eel), 2838 nucleotides long. It is a transcript of the gene dus2, whose product is annotated as dihydrouridine synthase 2. The transcript has 16 exons. The record is from RefSeq and is a predicted model, not a curated record. Lineage: Eukaryota; Metazoa; Chordata; Actinopteri; Synbranchiformes; Synbranchidae. Gene Ontology annotation, biological process: tRNA dihydrouridine synthesis. Gene Ontology annotation, molecular function: flavin adenine dinucleotide binding; tRNA binding; tRNA dihydrouridine synthase activity. Gene Ontology annotation, cellular component: cytoplasm. Bases 167 to 1642 code for a protein of 491 amino acids.